This is a messenger RNA of Drosophila virilis, 1532 nucleotides long. RefSeq names its product phenoloxidase-activating factor 2. Gene Ontology annotation, molecular function: serine-type endopeptidase activity. Lineage: Eukaryota; Metazoa; Arthropoda; Insecta; Diptera; Drosophilidae. Gene Ontology annotation, biological process: proteolysis. The record is from RefSeq and is a predicted model, not a curated record.
UAGUCUUUAAUGAAAUUCGCUCGCGUGCACAGCUCUUGAGUCGCCGAUUGGAUCUGGCUGCAAUACGGGCUUACAAGUUUGUCUGGCUACCAUAGGAGAUCUUGAAAAAAGUAAAGCGCUAAUCAACUGUUGUGGGGCUUUUUGACCAAAAGUCAAGGUUAUCAAAACUGCACAAGUCAAGAAUGGGACUACAUAAUCUAGCUUGGGCCACAAUAGCCAUUGUGUGCAUCUCCUGUGUGUGUGCCGCUCCACAGCAAGCGACAAAUGUGGAAAAAAAUAUUCAGGAAAUAUUCAAUACAAAUCCCGGUGUACCGAAUCAGCCGGCACGCGGUGGCUUUGCGGAAGUGGUGACACCCGUGCCCGUGGAUCCAUCGAGUCCACUGAUUGAUUUUACCUCCAUCAGUGGCAAGACGGCAGAUUGUAACUGCGUGCCUUACUAUAUGUGCGAUCCAUCGACGAACAGCAUUACGGAAGAUGGUUCAUUUGAUGGCUUUGGAGUCAUUGACAUUCGCUUUGGCGAUGAUGAUCCUGUUUGUCCCUCAUCGGUGGACGUUUGCUGUGCCGGCAAUCGCACACGGCAAGAGGUUCUGAACCCAACGCCUUUGGAAAAGCGACCAAACCAGCCGCGAGGCUGUGGAAUUCGCAAUGUCGGUGGACUGGAUUUCACACUGUCUGGUGCCACGCAAAACGAAGCCGGUUUCGGCGAGUUCCCCUGGACUGUGGCUCUUCUGCAUGCCAACAAUUUCAGCUACUUCUGUGGUGGCUCACUCAUCCACCCACAAGUGGUGCUCACGGCAGUGCACUGUUUACUCGCUCAUGCGCCGGGCACAUUCCUAGUCCGAGCUGGCGAAUGGGAUGCACAAACUACCAAGGAGCGUCUACCUUACCAGGAGCAAACGGCACAGCGUAUCAUUUUGCAUCCGCAAUACAAGGUCAGGAACGUUGCCAAUGACUUUGCGCUCGUUAUCCUUUCACAGCAGUUCACAUUAGACGAUCACAUCAAUGUGGUUUGUCUACCUGCCCAGAGCGCGGCCGCUGCAGCCGGUACCACUUGCUUCUCUACCGGCUGGGGUAAGGACGUCUUUGGAGCCGCUGGCAAGUACAGCGUUAUUAUGAAACGUGUACCGCUGCCCGUCGUCGAUUUCAGCAGCUGUCAAUCACAGCUGCGUAAUACGCGACUCGGGCCCAAAUUCGCCUUGGAUCGUUCGUUCAUGUGCGCCGGCGGUCAACGGGGUGUCGACACCUGUCAAGGUGAUGGUGGUGCGCCGCUUGCGUGCCCAAUCGGAUUGCCAUCCGAGAAUCGCUAUCAACAAAGCGGCAUCGUGGCCUGGGGUAUUGGAUGCAACGAUGCAGUGCCCGCGGCCUACGCCAACGUUGCCUUUGCUCGUGAUUGGAUCGAUCAGCAAAUGCUGGCCAAUGGCUUCGGCACGACUACAUAUACAGCCUAACAUGCUUGGGAUAGUAACAAAGUCAACUUAAAUAAUAAUAAAAAUGUUAGAAAUCUACAAUUCUGACCUUAAAGUAAAACGUAA